AUGUCGACUAACACAUCGCCCACACAGGCACAAACGUCCAGCCACCGGCCAAGGCAGAUCAGCGACAAGCGACGUGAUAAGAAACGCGUGGCCGAUCGACUAUGCCAACGCCAGGCACGAGCCCGCACAAAGAACAAGAUCGCCGAGCUGGAAGCGUUGGUGGCACACCUGACAAGCCAGUCCGGCAAUGAAAUCUACAGAGAGUUGAAGGAUGAGUUAGAAAAGUCUCGCGCCGAAAGCCAGUCUCUCAGGCGUAAACUCACAACCAUCGCGUCGAUAGCUCGAAACGGCGAUGAAGGCCCAGUAAAUGCAACGCAUCAUACUCCUGGUAACGACGAUGCUGAUAUCUCCCUCGAGCAAGACAUCUCUAUCUCUGCUGCGGAUGAUCUAGAAAUCCACAGUGCAUCUGCUAGUCACCAAGGUGGAAAUGCGUGUGACAUCCACGGAGAUUAUGGUUCCAACUUCCCUGGCGCCGAAAGCUCGAGUUUCAAUUUCUUGGACGGUAUACUGGAUGUGGACACGCCCAAUCAGGCGGGAUUUGCUGCAUCACUACUAUCACCGUCACCGCCUCAAGCCGACACGAUGGGGAGUGCAUGCAACUUUCCCCUGCCAGCAACGACUUCGAUCGACCUUUCUUUCCCCGAGAGUCGGUCGUCCUGCUCUUGUGUCCCUCGCACAGAGUCUAAUAUGUGGUCGUCCAUGAGCCAGACGUUGAUGGACUGGAAGGCCCAGCAGCGGUCCGGGCUGAAACCGGGCGAGAACCACGACGACAUCGCCGUUCGAGCCGUGACGGAAGGUUGGGACGCCCCGUCUCUAGGCACGUUGAGCGUCCCAUGGCGGAUUCUGUCGCAAGUAGAUCGGAAAGUAUGGGCCAACUGUCGCCCUGUGGACCGGUUGGCCGUUCUCAGCAUCAUGAAUAUGCUCCUACAAUGCCAUCUUAACCCUUCGGAAGAAAACCUAUCUGGUCUACCUGCCUGGUAUAGACCGAGGCAUGACCCCCCACCACCGUCACGCAGACCGUCUCAAAUGGCCCAGAAACACGCUUAUGCCAUAGACUUCUUCGUGUGGCCUGGCAUCCGCGAGAGGUUUAUCUACCAUCAGCACAAGUACUGUUCCGACAAAUUCUGGUCUCUCCUGGCCCAGCAUUUCCGCUUCGUCUGGCCCUACGACCUCCGCGACUGUUAUGCACAUAACCGAUCGACCGGCCGGUAUCAGCUCUCGGACCUGUUCCGUCGCCAUCUCAACGACCUCUCGUCCUUCACCUUCUGUCACGACAUGUUCAAUAGCUUCCCUGAGUUUGAAUGCGAUAUUCCGAAAUAUAUGACCAUCCCACGGAGCCUGGAAUGCGAAUCCCAUCUGGAGCCCGGUUCCGGUCGGGAGCCACUGCCUUUGGUUGGCGCACGAGCACAGUGGCCUUACUUUAUACCGGGAGAACCAGAACCUAGCGACAUUGCGGGAGGCGGCGAACAUAUGAUCAUGCCGUGGGCCCCUCCGCUCCAAGUAUCAAGUCGUCACUACGGCUACUGA
Cladophialophora carrionii CBS 160.54 is the source of this 1527-nucleotide messenger RNA. RefSeq lists its product as uncharacterized. Bases 1 to 1527 code for a protein of 508 amino acids. NCBI's taxonomy places the organism in Eukaryota, Fungi, Ascomycota, Eurotiomycetes, Chaetothyriales, Herpotrichiellaceae. The record is from RefSeq and is a predicted model, not a curated record. The transcript has 5 exons.